Manihot esculenta (cassava) is the source of this 2010-nucleotide messenger RNA. Its product is annotated as probable 1-acyl-sn-glycerol-3-phosphate acyltransferase 5. Gene Ontology annotation, molecular function: acyltransferase activity. Gene Ontology annotation, cellular component: endomembrane system. The record is from RefSeq and is a predicted model, not a curated record. Lineage: Eukaryota; Viridiplantae; Streptophyta; Magnoliopsida; Malpighiales; Euphorbiaceae. The transcript is spliced from 4 exons. Bases 646 to 1785 code for a protein of 379 amino acids.
UCAUUUCAUGUUCAGCUCUAAACCUUCGAGAAUUCGCCUCGCGUCUCAAUUCUGUCGACCCUCUUGCACACUUCCAUAGAGAUACAGCUGCCCUCCAUCUUUGAUUCCCGUCCCACUUCCCCAGUCGACGCCUCUCUCCCCCACUUCACUGCUGAGUGCCGAGACUGCCGGCAGCCCAGUCGGAGACAACCCUUCCCUCUCCCCAGUCGCCGUCAGCGACAUUUCCUUUUCUCUCCUCAGUCGACGACAACUCUUCCCUCUCCCCAGUCAGCGACAUCUCCUUUUCUCUCCCCAGUGGGCGACAUCUCUUCUCCUCUCCCCAGUCGGCGACAACUCCUUUCCCUCUCUCCAGUCGGCGACAACUCCUUUCCCUCUCUCCCCAGUCGGCGUUUCUUUCAUUCGUUGAAUCGGUUAUUCUAGUAAUCAAGAUUUUACUGUAACUCUCUUCAGUGAGUCUCUGGCUCUCUACCAGGUGUUUCAUGACUUGGAGAUUGCACAUAGAGCUAACAUUUCACUCCAUUGUGUAGCAUCCUUCACUGACUGGGAGCUUUGGCAACUUGUGUGUAUGUGAGACUUAAUAUUGAUAGGUGAGAUUGAGGAGGUAAGACCUAAGGUACUUUCUACGGGAAAGUUAUAACCAGGUUUAUGAGCAUGGAGGUUUGGGGGGUUGUGGAUUCUGGUGAUGGAAAAGUGGAGCGUGCUUUGACCCCAUUAAGGUUGAUAAGGGGUAUCAUGUGUUUAAUAGUGUUAAUUAUAUCAGCAUUUAUCAUGAUAGUUUAUUUUGGCUUUAUGAGUGCUUUCAUAGUGCGAUUUUUCAGCGUACAUUGGAGCAGGAAGGCAACAUCCUUUUUCUUUGGUGCAUGGCUAGCACUAUGGCCUUUUCUCUUUGAAAAGAUAAACAAGACCAAGGUCAUUUUUUCUGGUGAAACUGUUCCGGCAAAAGAACGUGUUUUGCUUAUAGCAAACCACAGAACUGAGGUUGACUGGAUGUACUUGUGGAACCUUGCGUGGCGGAAGGGUAGUUUGGGAUACAUAAAGUAUGUCCUUAAGAGCAGUUUGAUGAGAUUACCUGUAUUUGGUUGGGGAUUCCACAUUUUGGAGUUCAUCUCAGUAGAGAGGAGGUGGGAGGUUGAUGAAUCAAACAUGCGCCAUAUGCUUGCAAGUUUUAAGGAUCCUCGGGAUCCCCUCUGGCUUGCUCUCUUCCCUGAAGGAACUGAUUUUACUGAGCAGAAGUGCAUACGGAGCCAAAAGUAUGCAGCUGAAAAUGGAUUACCUAUCCUGAACAAUGUGCUUAUCCCAAAAACAAAGGGCUUCUAUGCCUGCUUGGAAGAUCUGAGGGCCUCUUUGGAUGCAGUUUAUGAUGUGACCAUUGGUUAUAAACCACGGUGCCCAUCACUGUUGGACAAUGUGUUUGGUGUGAACCCUUCUGAAGUUCAUAUGCAUGUAAGGCGCAUAGCCGUUGAUGAAAUCCCAACAUCUGAAGAGGAAGUUGCUGCGUGGUUGAUGAAGACGUUCCAGCUAAAGGACCAAUUACUUUCUAAUUUUUAUGUACAAGGCCAUUUCCCUCAUCAAGGUACAGAAGGGGACCUCUCAACGUUCAAGUGCUUUGUACAUUCUGUGGCCGUAAUACUGUUGAUUAGCACGUGUACAGUUUUCACUUUGUGCUCAAUUUGGUUCAAAAUUUAUGUAUCUCUAGUAUGUUGUUGUCUAUCAUCUGCUACCUAUUUCAAUGUUCGUCCGAUGCCACUACUUGGCUUCUUAAACAUUGGUAGGUCUCCAAUGUGACUUUCUUAUAGCAUAUAGUUUUUAGUUUCUUUGGCUGCUAGAGAUAUGUUUUUGCUCGUUCAGACUAACUAGCACUUUUAUCUGUAAGUUUCUGGCAUUUUUAGAGACUGCUUGUGAACGGUCUUCUCUUUGAUUGGACAUAUUUCAAGUCAAGUGGGGGUGUCAUUGUAUUUGGACUUUCUAGCUAUGUGUAAUUAAAAUAUAUAUGAACCAGUUGCUGGCGAA